AUGAGGGAAGAGAUUAAUAACAACAACCCAUCAGAAAACAAGUCCAAAGCUUCGAAAUUUGCCGAUCAAAACCAUCCUCCAAAGCUUCAAACUUCCAAAACAAACAACCCCAACAACAAUCACUCAAAACCAAGGCUAUGGGGUGCACACAUUGUCAAAGGCUUUUCAGCUGACAAGAAAACCAAACAACAAUCCUCUCUUCCGACAAAAAAACAACAGACCUCGGAUAAUGCUAACCAGAAGAACCCUUUUGUUCCACCUCAUUCGAGAGCCAAAAGAUCCUUAAUGGGUGAUUUGUCAUGUUCUCAGGUUCAUCCACAUGCUUUUCCAACGCAUAGGAGACAAUCAUCAACUGAUUUGUUCACGGAGUUGGAUCAUAUGAGGAAUUUAUUGCAAGAGUCUAAGGAGAGGGAGAGUAAGCUGAAUGCUGAGCUGGCUGAGUGUAGGAAGAACCGGAAUGAGGUUGAUGAGCUUGUGAAGAAAGUUGCUUUGUUGGAGGAAGAGAAAGCUAGUCUCUUUGAGCAAUUGGCUGUAUUGAGUAGGAGCUGUGGAUUGGAGAGACAAGAGGAAGUGGUCAAAGGGGGAAAUGAGGACAGUUCUAUGCAGAAUCUUGAGCUUGAAGUUGUUGAGUUGAGAAGGUUGAAUAAAGAGCUGCAUAUGCAGAAGAGGAACCUCACUUGCAGGCUAUCUUCUAUGGAGUCUGAGUUGUCUAGUUCUGCAAACUCUUCAGAGAGUGACAUUGUUGCCAAAUUCAAAGCCGAGGCGUCAUUGCUCCGGCUCACGAACGAAGACCUGAGUAAACAAGUAGAAGGUUUACAAACAAGCAGAUUAAAUGAGGUGGAGGAGCUUGCCUACUUGAGGUGGGUGAAUUCGUGUUUACGAACCGAGUUGAAGAAUACGUGCUCAACAUUGGAUUCUGAUAAGCCAUCUAGUCCUCAAUCUGUUAUGAUUAGUAGUGGAGAAUCUGUUAUUUCUCUCUCUGAUCAAUGUGGUAGCGGAAAUAGCUUCAAUUUGGUUAAGAAGUUGAAAAAGUGGCCAAGAACUAGUAGUGAUAAUUUGUCACAAGUUGAGUCCACAAGUAGUACUAGUACUAGUAGUCUCUUUGAGAAAAAUUGGAUUGAAUCAAUAUCUGAGGGAAGCAAUAGAAGAAGACAUUCGAUUAGUGGUUCCAAUAGCUCUGAGGAAGAUGUUGUUGUAUUGAAUAAAAGAAGACAAUCUAAUUGUUUUGAUUCCCUUGAAUGUUUAAAAGAAAUCGAAAAGGAACCCGUGCCAUUGCCUUUGUUUGUUCAGCAAUCUGUUAUGGAGAAGAGGCCACUGAGGAUUCCCAAUCCUCCUCCAAGACCUACUUCAUGUUCUAUUACUAGCAAAACAAAACAAGAAAACCCGGAUCAAGUUCAAGUUCAACCUCCUCCGCCUCCGCCUCCUCCACCACCUCCUAUGAGUUUCGCAUCAAAAAGUAACACGGCGAUGGUAAAAAGAGCGCCACAAGUGGUGGAAUUGUACCAUUCACUCAUGAAGAGAGAUUCUAGAAAGGAUUCUUCAAACGGAGGACUCGCUGAUGCUCCUGAUGUUGCAGAUGUUCGUAGUAGCAUGAUUGGAGAAAUUGAGAACCGUUCAUCACAUUUACUUGCUAUAAAGGAAGAUAUUGAAACACAAGGAGAAUUCGUAAAUUCACUUAUUAGAGAGGUGAACAAUGCGGUAUAUCAGAACAUUGACGAUGUAGUGGCAUUUGUGAAGUGGCUUGAUGAUGAACUUUGCUUCCUUGUGGACGAAAGGGCCGUCCUUAAACAUUUUGAUUGGCCAGAGAAAAAAGCCGACACAUUAAGAGAAGCAUCAUUUGGAUACCAAGAUUUGAAAAAAUUGGAAUAUGAAGUGUCCUCCUAUAAGGACGAUCCUCGGCUACCUUGUGAUAUUGCUCUAAAGAAAAUGGUUGCUUUAUCAGAAAAGAUGGAACGCACGGUUUAUGCUCUUCUCCGCACGAGGGACUCACUAAUGCGAAAUUGCAAGGAGUUUCAAAUUCCUGUAGAAUGGAUGCUUGAUAAUGGAAUUAUUGGCAAGAUAAAACUAGGGUCAGUUAAAUUGGCCAAAAAGUAUAUGAAAAGGGUAGCCAUGGAAGUUCAAACAAAGUCAGCAUUUGACAAAGAUCCUGCGAUGGAUUACAUGGUUCUCCAAGGAGUGAGAUUUGCUUUCAGAAUCCAUCAGUUUGCGGGAGGAUUUGAUGCAGAAACAAUGCAUGCGUUUGAGGAACUUCGCAAUCUUGCUUCUCUACUAAACAAGACAUAA
Vicia faba (fava bean) is the source of this 2283-nucleotide messenger RNA. Lineage: Eukaryota; Viridiplantae; Streptophyta; Magnoliopsida; Fabales; Fabaceae. The record is from the annotation of a GenBank genome assembly.